AUGGAUAACUAUUCAGACUUCAAUACAAAGAACCUCUCAUCUUCAGCUAACAUGUCCAUUUCUUUGCCUGGACAAGUUGGACUCAAUACCACCGGUGGUACUCCUUCUAUGUCAAUAAGCAGGCUUUUCCCAGCCCUGUUAGAAUGCUUUGGAAUAAUUCUUUGUGGCUACAUAGCUGGAAGAGCCAACAUUAUCACAACAACUCAGGCCAAAGGACUGGGAAAUUUUGUGUCCCGUUUUGCACUCCCAGCUCUACUGUUCAAAAACAUGGUGGUACUUAACUUUUCUAAUGUCAAUUGGUCCUUCCUGUACAGUAUUUUAGUUGCCAAAGCUGCUGUGUUUUUCUUAGUCUGCAUUUUAACAUUGUUGGUAGCCAGUCCUGAGAAUAGAUUUAGCAAAGCAGGUUUGUUCCCUAUUUUUGCUACACAAAGCAAUGACUUUGCACUGGGAUAUCCAAUAGUUGAAGCUUUAUAUCAAGCCACUUACCCAGAAUAUCUCCAGUACAUUUACCUAGUGGCUCCAAUAUCUCUUAUGAUGCUAAACCCUCUUGGGUUUAUCUUCUGUGAAAUCCAGAAGUGGAGGGAUAAUCGCACUGUGUCACACAGCAAAAUCAAAAUAGUGGGCCUAGCACUCCUUCGAGUUUUGCAGAACCCAAUUGUAUUCAUGGUCUUCAUAGGAAUUGCCUCAAACUUUAUUCUUGGCCAGAAAAUUCCCGAAUACCUUGAAAACUUCCUUGAUGGACUGGGCAGUUCAUUUUCUGGCUCCGCACUUUUUUACCUUGGACUAACUAUGGUGGGACAAACAAAGAAACUGACAAAGGGUAUGUUUGUUGCACUGAUCCUUCUCAUCACAGCUAAACUACUUAUGAUGCCAUUUCUCUGUAGAGAAAUGGUGGAACUCUUGGACAAGAGCGACAGCACAGUCAACCACACAAGUUUAUCAAACUAUGCGUUUCUUUAUGGAGUUUUUCCAGCAGCACCUGGUGUCGCAAUAUUUGCAAGUCAAUUUAAUAUGGAAGUAGGAAUUAUUACCUCAGGCAUGGUGAUUAGCACUUUUGUGUCUGCACCUAUUAUGUAUGUUUCUGCAUGGCUGUUGACCAUUCCAUCUAUGGACCCCAACCCACUGGCAUCUGCACUCCAAAAUGUUAGCUUUGACAUAAGUAUUGUCAGCCUCAUUUCUCUGAUCUGGUCUCUUACUGUUGUUCUUCUGAGUAAGAAAUACAAACAGCUUCCUCAUAUGAUUACAACAAAUCUACUUGUUGCUCAGUUUAUUGCUUGCAUUGGAAUGGUGGUAUGGAAUUUCAUUGUUAAAGACAUCACCAUGCAGAUCCUAGUAUUUAUAUUCCUCUACAGCUCACUUUAUAGCACCUACCUGUGGACAGGUUUUCUAUCUUUCUCUUUGUUUCUGUUGAGGAAGAGAGAAACAGUAAAGAUUCCCAUUGGAUUUGUUAUCAUAGCUGGAUGGGGAGUCCCAGCACUGCUGGUGGGAAUCUUACUAAUUGUCGGUGAACGUAACAGCACUAGUAUUGACUCUGCCUUUUUCUAUGGAAAACAUCAGAUAAUUACCACAGCAGUGAUCCUGUUCAUCAGUAUAUUGAUGGCAGGUAUCUCACUUAUGUGCAUGAACAGAAAUAGGCAAGAGUCAAGCUAUGAGGUAUUGAACCCAUAUUCACCACGUAGCCAAGUGGAGGAGGUUGAAGUGGAAGGGAGUGAGGGGAAUCGAGUUUCAGCUGCUGUGCCUCAGCCUUCUGCAGGAUCUUCUACACAGCCUUCUCCAGGAUCUUCUGCACAGCCAUCUGCAGAAAGAGGUUGCUGUUCUUGUCAAACAACAAAUGGUGAAUUAUCCUGUGCUAGAGGGAGCAAAGCAGCGUCAAAUGCUGUUGGAAGCAAGGUUCCUCCAAUUGAGACAGCUGAUCAGUGUGUGAGUCAUUGCAGUGCUCAAACCUGCGUAUUGGCUCAGGAAGAACAGCUUCUACAGACUGGAGACAAACAGCUGGCCAGACAUGUGCUGCUAUGCUUACUUCUUAUUGUUGGCCUGUUUGCUAAUCUUUCCAGUUGUUUGUGGUGGCUGUUCAACCAAGAGCCUGGAAGGCUGUAUGUGGAACUGCAGUUCUUCUGUGCUGUGUUUAAUUUUGGUCAGGGCUUCAUUUCCUUUGGUAUUUUUGGCUUAGAUAAGCAUUUAAUCAUUCUACCGUUCAAGCGAAGACUUGAAUUUCUCUGGGGAGGAAGAGAAGCAGCAGGGCAUACAGAUCCCUCUGUACCUGAGGAAAUCAGGAUGACCUGUCAACAGUUUGUUCGUUAUCAUAGGGAUCACUGUGUCAAAAGCAUUGUCAGAGGCAGAAGGUGUGGUGCAAAGAUCUCCACUGGCAUCUUCUUUGGCUGUGACCUGGUGAACUGGCUCAUGCAAGUUGGCCUUGCCUCUGACCGUGGGGAAGCUGUGAUGUAUGGAGACAGACUGAUGAAAGGAGGCGUCAUCCAACAUAUUACGAAUGAAUUUGAAUUUCGGGAUGAAUAUUUGUAUUACCGCUUUAUUCCUAAGAGAUCAGUUGCAGUCGAGAGCCAUUGACCUGAGCAUGUAGGCAGAGGACAGGCAGUUAGGGGUGAAUGUGACCGUCCCCUCUGCCUUCACCACUGAAAUUGGAAGUAUUUCUUUCUCACGGCUCUCAGAGAAUUGUUAUUCUCUCUUGUGAACUUAAGAGAUGUGGUUCUACUUGUGUCUGUUCUGAAGGAAAUGGUAGCAGUGAUAUUUAGUGAGUGUUCCAACCAGAAUGCAACUAGA
Messenger RNA from Nipponia nippon (crested ibis), 2778 nucleotides. The record is from RefSeq and is a predicted model, not a curated record. NCBI's taxonomy places the organism in Eukaryota, Metazoa, Chordata, Aves, Pelecaniformes, Threskiornithidae.